UAGCAUAAGAAAGCCAAAGCCGUGUAAACGACGAAAGUAGAAAGGCAAGGAAAGGGGAACUUUAUGUCGUUGUUGAACACCACGUUACAGACUCUUGUGGUGCGUCUGCGAGAUAUGUCGGGCAAUGUAACGGAACAAAAGCUCCACAAUCGCGUCUUUGACGCCUAUGAAGCGAAGUCGCUCGUCUUCGAGGCUAUUACCCCUGAACAACAGAUGGCGAUGCUGCAGUUUGGUGGAACCAUUCCGCCCUCCCAUCCUGCCGGGCAACCUAUUCUUAUUGAUUCUUGGAAUGAUCUCACUAGUAUUCAUAAGGAGGGAAACCUCUACCAAUUGCUUGCACGGCGAGCGCGAAAUAACUCCGGCUAUAACGUGAUGCGCGCGAUAUGUUCAAGCGCCGGAUCCCCUUUUACCAUGGAUCACCGCGUGGAUCCGGUGGAUUACAAAUUUACCUUUCGCGCAGCGGACUUUGAGAUUCGAAAUAAAUUCAAUGCCGAAAAUCAGGAUAAGGUCCCCACUACGAUUUGGUUUGAUGGGAUCUUAAAAGCUCCCAAGGCGUCGGCGCUCGUUGGCUGCUAUCACUCGCUUUCCCCUGCACACGUGAAUAAUAUGGCAGGAACGGUACAAUUUUUGAAGGGUUGGGUUCACACGCCCUCUGAUGGGGAUCGCCACCGGCAGUUGAAGGAGCUCUACGCCAGCCUUUUAUCGAAUCCGACGCACAUGUUUUUGGGAGCGAAUGCCGUUCCGGGAAAAGAAUUGUUGAACUAUGCGAAGUCAAAAAAUGUGUUUAUCUAUGCUAAGAAAGGAAUGCGUUUUCUGUAUCAUGCGUAAUUCUAACACGGUUUCUUUUUCUCUUCACAGAUGUACUCUCUUUCAAGGCUUGGUUGUUUUUGUGUAUUCGUUGAGGUUGGGUGUUUUGUUGAGGUAUACACGGUGUUUGUUUACAACAUCGCAUAUAUUUAUGUUUUAUCCGUCGUCGUAUGGUUACUCGCAUUCUGAGUAGGAUCGAUAUGGUGAGUUACACUACGCAAAACAGAGCAAACAAAGGGGGUCUUGGUUCGUCUGUCUAUUAAAUUUAAGUGGACACUACUUAAUGUCACUGAUUUUUUCCUCCCCUAUGAUCUUGGAUUAUUCUGUUCUAUGUCUUGUAUAAGUCAAUAA
Phytomonas sp. EM1 is the source of this 1158-nucleotide messenger RNA. Lineage: Eukaryota; Euglenozoa; Kinetoplastea; Trypanosomatida; Trypanosomatidae. The record is from the annotation of a GenBank genome assembly.